Molecule: messenger RNA, 2900 nt
Organism: Hyaena hyaena (striped hyena)
Lineage: Eukaryota; Metazoa; Chordata; Mammalia; Carnivora; Hyaenidae
Gene: ZFP82
Product: ZFP82 zinc finger protein
Exons: 8
Coding region: 222-1907 (561 amino acids)
Biological process (GO): regulation of transcription by RNA polymerase II
Molecular function (GO): DNA-binding transcription factor activity, RNA polymerase II-specific; RNA polymerase II cis-regulatory region sequence-specific DNA binding
Source: RefSeq, a predicted model, not a curated record
UUCAGCCUCAAAGUCACGCGCUGGCGGGACCCUCAGGUCUGCACCCACAACUGUUGCAGUGCUGUGGAGGGUGCUACUGUUUUGGAAGCUUGGAAGGCCUGGGGUGAAGAGCCCCAGGAGAGGGCGGGGCCGAAGGCUCGGCUCUGUACGGCAGAGGAGCUCUGCCCUUUUCCAAGAGGAUCCCAGACGAAGACUGGUCUUUUUCUGCAAAUACCAAAGCCAUGGCUCAGGAGUCAGUGAUGUUCAGUGAUGUGUCCAUAGACUUCUCUCAGGAGGAGUGGGAAUGCCUAAAUGAUGAUCAGAAAGAUUUAUACAGAGAUGUGAUGUUGGAGAAUUACAGCCACCUGGUAUCAAUGGGACAUUCUGUUUCUAAACCAGAUGUGAUCUCCUUCUUGGAGCAGGGGAAGGAGCCUUGGUUGGUUGACAGAGAACUAACAAGAGACCAGUGGCCAGUCCUGGAAUCAAGAUGUGAGACCAAGAAAUUAUUUCUGAAGAAGGAAAGUUAUGAAAUAAAGUCAGCGCAGUGGGAGAUAAUGGAAAGACUUACAAGACAUGACCUUCAGUGCUCUAGUUUCAGAGAUAAUUGGGAAUGUAAUGGCCAGUUUGAGAAACAUGGCUCUCAGGAGGGACGCUUCAGUCAACUGAUAUUCACCCAUGAAGGCAUGCCCACUUUCAGUCAGCAUCCAUCCUUUACUACGCAUCAAAUAAUUCAUUCCAUUGAGAAACCCUAUGAAUGUAAGGAAUGUGAAAAGGCUUUUCGUUCUGGUUCGGACCUUACUCGACAUCAGAGAAUUCAUACUGGUGAGAAGCCCUAUGAAUGUAAGAUAUGUGGGAAAGCCUAUUCUCAGAGUUCACAACUUAUCAGUCAUCAUAGAAUUCAUACUGGUGAGAAACCCUAUGAAUAUAGAGAAUGUGGGAAGACGUUUAAUUAUGGCUCACAACUUAUUCAACAUCAAAAUUUAAUUCAUACUGGUGAAAAACCCUAUGAAUGUAAGGAGUGUGGAAUGGCCUUUAGACAGACUGCACACCUUACUCGACAUCAGAGACUUCAUUCUGGUGAAAAACUCUAUGAAUGUAAGGAAUGUGGAGAAUCUUUUAUAUGUGGCCCAGACCUUAGAGUACAUCAGAAAAUUCAUAUUGGUGAAAAGCCCUAUGAAUGUAAAGAAUGCGGGAAAGCCUUCAGAGUGCGCGGACAACUUACUCUCCAUCAGAGGAUUCAUACUGGUGAGAAACCCUAUGUAUGUACAGAAUGUGGAAAGGCCUUUAGACAGUAUGCACAUCUUACUCGACAUCACAAACUUCAUACUGGUGAGAAACCCUAUGAAUGUAAGGAAUGUGGGAAGGCCUUCAGAGUGAGACAGCAACUAACACUACACCAGAGAAUUCAUACUGGUGAGAAACCCUAUGAAUGUAAGGAAUGUGGAAAGACCUUUAGUCGUGGCUAUCAUCUUAUUCUUCAUCACAGAAUUCAUACUGGUGAGAAACCUUACGAAUGUAAGGAAUGUUGGAAGGCGUUUAGUCGUUACUCACAACUUAUUUCACACCAAAGUAUCCAUAUUGGUGUUAAACCUUAUGACUGCAAGGAAUGUGGGAAGGCUUUUAGAUUACUCUCACAACUUACACAACAUCAGAGUAUUCAUAUUGGUGAGAAACCCUAUAAAUGUAAGGAAUGUGGGAAGGCCUUUAGAUUGCGCCAAAAACUUACUUUACAUCAGAGCAUUCAUACUGGUGAAAAACCCUUUGAAUGUAAGGAAUGUAGGAAGGCCUUUAGACUUAAUUCAUCCCUUAUUCAGCAUCUGAGAAUUCAUUCUGGUGAGAAACCCUAUGAAUGUAAGGAAUGUAAGAAGGCCUUUAGACAACAUUCACACCUUACCCAUCAUCUGAAAAUUCAUAAUGUAAAAAUAUAAGAUAGUUUUUCAAUUCUAGAGUGUUGUAGAACACUCUAUGAAUUUAGUAAUUAAUCCCUUUUGUUUCCUUCAUACAGGUAAUUGACUUGGCAUAAGAGGUUUUAUAUCAUUAAAAAAAUGUUAAUUUAAUGUAUUCCACCAUCACUUAAUCCUGAUAAACUUCACAUUUAUUCUAAAAACUAAUCCUAUCAAUGUGACAAAUAUGGGAGACACUUACCUCUGUCCUGUCACUUACCUACUUGUAUUAUAUUGACAAGAUGCUUAACUGUUCUGUGCUAUAUUUUUUUCAUUGUAAAUGGUAAUACAGUACUGUGACAGAAUAAAGAUUGUUGCAAAUUGUUUGACAUUCUCCCCUCCCCCCAUCAAGAUCUGGAAUCUACAUCCAUUCUUAAGGCUGGGUAGACCAUGUCUUUGACUAACAUAAGUACUGCUGUGCCAGUUUCCAGGUUUUACUGGUAGAUUUUACUUCAUCUCUUGGAGUGCUCCUUUAAGCAUAGGCUGUGAAUUCUGUUAAAAAGUCUGGCUGCUCUGCUGAAGAGACCACAUACAGAAGCCCUAAGUUCACAAAGAAAGGAAGAGGCACCCUUCAGAGCUCAGUCUUCCACACAUGCCUACCAAGACACCAGACGUUUAAGUGAAAUAGUGUUGGAUCCUCCAGACAACCCGGCAACUGAGUGCCAUUGAGUGACUUCAGUUGAUACCAUAUAAAACAGAUGAAUCAACUAAACCCCUGCCCAAAUUCCUGAGCCACAAGAUCAUGAGAUACAAUAAAAUGAUUGUAUUUUAAGCCACUAAAUUUUGUUUUAUUAUUAUCAUUAAUAUUACUCCUUUGAAAAUUCAUAUGAAAGACUAUAGGCACAAUGAAUAUAGAAAUGCCUUCCACCAACACUCACCCUUAUUGAACUUCAGAUAACUUACUCUUUUUAAAAUAGUAGAAGUCAGAAAUUGUUUUUCAAUUUGUUCAUAAAAAACCAGAUAUUCUACAGUCUACAC